AACAGAGAGGAUAAGAUGAUUUUGACCAUCGUGGUGUCUAAUUUCUUUGUCUGAAUAAAGAACACGUGUUUAUUAUCUCUAUACAUUAUCUCUAUACAUGCUUGAAGCUCUUGAAGGUUGUUUUUCUUGACUUUCUACGUUUAGCUUCCAAUCCCUAGAAAACAAUCGAAGCAAGAACAGCCUUCCAUUUCACAUUGACCUGUGUUGGAUUAGCUAAUUCCUCAAAUAUUGGGACACAAGGACAUCACUAGAUUUCUGAGGUGUUGAUAUAUCAGGAUGCAGCUCAUGCUGAUUGGUGAUGUUACUUCCCUGCAUAACUGGUUGAACUGGAGGGUCCUUCUCUGUGCAGUAUGGGUCUUGACACCCAUGGUUAUGGCAUCAUAUUGGAUAUGGAAGUAUGAGUGCUUGGACCUUUCAAAAACUGACAAAGAAGGUACUUGGCGAGGGAGAGUUUUGUAUGAUGAUGAAGCUUGGAGGCCAUGUGUGAAAGAAAUUCAUCCCAUCUGUUUGUUGGUUUACCGAAUUAUCUCAUUCUGUUUGCUACUUUGGACGCUCAUUCUUGAAGUUAUUUAUCACGGAGGUGGCAUAUUUUACUAUUAUACUCAGUGGACUUUAACUUUGGUGACCAUCUAUUUUGGGCUUGGAUCAGUGAUCUCCAUUUAUGGAUGUUACCUGCACAACCAAACAUGUAGGGGGAUCAAUAUUAAUCAUGUGGGGAUAGAUGCAGAGCAAGGACUAUAUGCGCCUCUCACGUGUGGGGAAACUGUGAAUAGAGUCGGAAUGGAAGAAAACUUGGGUAUUCAGGGGAAAAAUUAUGUUCUUCGAACUGCAGGCAUUUGGUGCUAUGUUUUUCAAGUUAUCUUCCAGAUGAAUGCUGGGGCGGUGAUGCUUACUGAUUGCAUUUAUUGGUUCAUUAUUUUCCCUUUUCUUACUAUCAAAGAUUACGAUCUGAAUUUUUUAACAGUUGUAACUCAUUCACUAAAUGCCAUUUUGCUCCUUGGUGACACAGCUUUAAAUUGCUUGCUAUUCCCCUGGUUUCGGAUUUCUUACUUCAUUCUCUGGACGGGUGUUUAUGUAAUCUUCCAGUGGACUGUUCAUGCCUUUGCAUCAAUAUGGUGGCCAUACCCAUUUCUUGACUUAUCACGACCAAGUGCUCCAUUAUGGUACUUGUUGGUAGCAUUGUUGCAUAUCCCAUGCUAUUGUGUCUUUCUAUUGAUUAUGAAAACAAAACACUACUUGUUGUCUAGAUGGUUCCCUCAAUCUUACCAAUAUUUGAGAUGAGAUAAAACCUUGGACUUUGUCACUCCUUCCGAGAUGUAUUUGUCAGAUGCUUCCGUCAUUUUUCCAUUGGUAGUCUGGGAAAGAGAAAAUGGUGAAAGAAUUUGUUUAGAUGUUGAAGCAACGUCAUGAACAAAUCCUGAAGAAAGGAUCUCUCUCUCUCUCUCUCUCUCUCUCUCUUGUUUUUGUUUCUUUUUCCCUUCUGGGGGUUGCUCAUUUCCCUCAUUCUUAGGGUCGUUGCUUUUGUAUACUUCUUCAUGGAGCUGGUUGGCUCCGAACUUUAAUCACUAACAAGUUCAAAAACUGUGUUAAUCCAGGUACAUUCUCCUGUGUAAGAGCCAUACAAGUAUUCAUUUAUUGAAUCCCACUGGAUGUCCUAACCUUAUCUAUUCCUUUUCUUUUUAGUCCACUCUUUUUUAGUGAGAAAAUGUUGCACCACAAUUGGGUGAAAGGAACGGCAUUGAUGCUGGUGAUUUCUCUUUUAACAAUUUGCUGUGACCUGAUUUGCAUUAACCUACUUUUUAAGAAUUCGUGCAGAAACCGUCUGUUGAAGAGGCUAUAAAUCUUUUUAAUGUAACACCUACAUGAUCUUUUAAUUGUUAGCCAUAGUCUUUUAUUUUAUUUAUUUAUUUAUUUUUUCU
Messenger RNA from Cornus florida, 1919 nucleotides. RefSeq lists its product as uncharacterized. NCBI's taxonomy places the organism in Eukaryota, Viridiplantae, Streptophyta, Magnoliopsida, Cornales, Cornaceae. Bases 277 to 1281 code for a protein of 334 amino acids. The record is from RefSeq and is a predicted model, not a curated record. Gene Ontology annotation, cellular component: membrane. The transcript has 10 exons.